Molecule: messenger RNA, 2125 nt
Organism: Prionailurus viverrinus (fishing cat)
Lineage: Eukaryota; Metazoa; Chordata; Mammalia; Carnivora; Felidae
Product: nicotinamide N-methyltransferase
Exons: 3
Coding region: 1289-2083 (264 amino acids)
Cellular component (GO): cytosol
Molecular function (GO): nicotinamide N-methyltransferase activity
Source: RefSeq, a predicted model, not a curated record
GUGGGGCUUGAACUCAUGAACCAUGAGAUCGCGACUUGAGUCGCGACUUGAGUCAGACGCUUAACUGACUGAGCCACACAGGUGCCCCAGUGUGUUUCCAUUAUAUUCUAUUAAUAAUUCCUUUCUUCCUUGAGCUUCUUUGAGUGAGUUUCUCUGCUUUGUAGCCAGAUGGUCCCUUACUAAGUCAUCACUCAUGGAAUAUAGGGCACUCAUUGAGAUUGCAUUUGCUGCAACAUGAUAAGAGUCAACUCAUCAACCAGUGUUUUGAAACCUACUAUGUAGAUGUGAUAGGCAGAGGACCACAAAGAGAACUGAACCAUAGUCCUUGAUCUAAAGGAGCUGGUAGCUUAGUGUAUCAUUCAUGUAAAAAAUUAGUUUUGGGAGAAGGAUUGACACAGACAAAACCAGGAACAAAUACAUGACAUGACAAAAUCAAGGGCUUGGCUGGGUGAGAGAAUUCUAAGGGCAAUGCGAGCUUCAGAAAAGGAAAUAUAAGGCAUUCUUAUACAUUUCAUUUCACUUUGAAAGAACCAUCAGGAUUUCAAUGGAUUGAAAUGAGUGGGAAGGCUUAGGGAGGAAGUAGUUGCCAGCUGCUGAAAACUGGUAGCUUUGGGACUCUGCAGAUGUACAGGGAGGGGAGGGAGGGAUGUGAGAGCAUGAGGAGAGGAUCACAGGAUUGUGGCUUGCCUAGACAUUGGAGGAAGCCUCAUCCCAUUUUUAAAAUUACUUUUACCCUCUUUCCAAAUUUCCUCUGAGAUACCUUCUUUAGCCAACAUUUCUUAGCCCUUAAAGACAUUUCCUAAUCCUCCUCUUUCCCCUCUUUGCUUUCUUUAAGACUGUUUAAUUCAAACCAUUCUUUGUGGCUCUUUUUUGGGAAAAUCAUUACAAGAAGAACUGAUGGUGCUCUGGGGACAUGACACACCUCUCUAGCCUUAGUGGUUCUUCUCUGAGUCAAAUGAUUUCCCCGAUGAGCCCAGAUGCUUUCUCCUGCAGUUGAACUUCACCCCUUGGCCGAGAAUUGCAUACAGCUCAUGGCCCUCCCCUUCCCACACCCACUUCUCCUAGGUUCCCUUACCCAAAAAUUUCAUCACUUCCCAGAACAGCCAGAACAUUCUUGGAUGUUUCUGCCAGUUAGUGUUUAACCAAAUAACAGUCUCUAAGGGGUAGGUUGGACUAACAGAAGGAUUGAAGCCUGAGACUUAAAAAGACAACUUCUGCAGGGUGAGUCCCUGAGUCCUGGAGGAGAGGGAGAAAGAGAGAGCCAGAGUGGACACAGGAGCAAAACACAAUGGAAUCGACCUUCACCUCCAAGGACACUUAUCUGAGACAUUUUAACCCUCGGGAUUACCUAGAAAAAUAUUACAACUUUGGGUCAAGACACUCUGCAGAAAAUGAGAUUCUUAGGCAUCUUCUGAAAAAUCUUUUCAAGAUAUUCUGCCUCGAUGGUGUGAAGGGGGACCUCCUGAUCGACAUUGGCUCUGGCCCUACCAUCUACCAGCUCCUCUCUGCUUGUGAAUCCUUCAAGGAGAUCAUUGUCACCGACUACACUGAGCAGAACCUGCAGGAGCUGCAGAAAUGGCUAAAGAAGGAACCAGGGGCCUUUGACUGGUCCCCAGUGGUAACCUACGUGUGCGAGCUCGAAGGGAACAGAAUCAAGGAGCUGGAGAAAGAGGAGAAGUUGAGGCGUGUGGUCACACAGGUGCUCAAGUGCGACGUGACCCAGAGCCGGCCACUGGGCAGCGUCCCCCUGCCCCUAGCCGACUGCCUGCUCAGCACGCUGUGCCUGGAUGCCGCCUGCCCAGACCUCCCUGCCUACUGCACAGCCCUCCGGAACCUCAGCAGUCUGCUAAAGCCGGGGGGCUUCCUGGUGGUGGUGGAUGCCCUGAAGAGCAGCUACUACAUGAUCGGCGAGCAGAAGUUCUCCAGCCUCUGCCUGGGCCGGGAGGCAAUAGAAGCUGCCGUGAGAGAGGCUGGCUUCUCAGUUGAGCAGUUUGAGGUGAUCUCUCGAAGGUAUUCUUCCACCAUGUGCGACAACGAAGGGCUUUUCUCUCUGGUGGGGCGGAAGCUGAGCAAAUCUGUAUGACUCCCGUGAUUGAAAAUAAAGCAGUUAACUUCUUGGUUCUAA